Candidula unifasciata is the source of this 456-nucleotide messenger RNA. NCBI's taxonomy places the organism in Eukaryota, Metazoa, Mollusca, Gastropoda, Stylommatophora, Geomitridae. The record is from the annotation of a GenBank genome assembly.
GUUCGAAUUCUGUAUGUUCGUAAUCUCAUGUUGUCCACAACUGAGGAACACCUUCAAGAAAUAUUUGAAAAAGCUGUUGGAAAGAAAGAUUGUAUUGAAAGAGUCAAGAAAUUAAAGGACUAUGCAUUUAUUCAUUUCCGACAAAGGGAGGAUGCGUUGAAAGCCAUGGAGAUAUUAAAUGAUAGCAUCAUAGAUGGCUCUAAAGUGGAGGUAGUUCUUGCCAAGCCUGUUGAUAAGAGUGAGCACAGUCUGAAGGCAGCAAAACCUAAAAGUUUAACUCAGGUCAUUAGCUUUGAUGUAGACAGUUCUUACAUCUCCCCACUUUAUGGACAACUUGUAUCUGAGAGCGGAAGAGGAGUAGCCAGGCCUGUCGUUGCUGUGGGUGGUAGCGAGGCAGUGGUGCAGCUGGCUCUCGGGGUGCUGGCGGAAGCCGCAGUUAUAUAUCCACACUUGUGA